Messenger RNA from Jatropha curcas, 2170 nucleotides. RefSeq names its product laccase-4. The record is from RefSeq and is a predicted model, not a curated record. Gene Ontology annotation, molecular function: hydroquinone:oxygen oxidoreductase activity; copper ion binding. Gene Ontology annotation, biological process: lignin catabolic process. Gene Ontology annotation, cellular component: apoplast. Lineage: Eukaryota; Viridiplantae; Streptophyta; Magnoliopsida; Malpighiales; Euphorbiaceae.
UCUACCUAAUUGCGUAAAACGACAUGGCAGCAAUAUAAAACUAAACCUAUGCCUUUAUAAGGUUGCAUUUUGUCUGCAAUUUGUCAGUGCACCAAAUAAGCAAAACACAAAGAAUAGGUUAGUUGUGUACGUAUUAACUAGAAAGAAAAGAAGAAGAAGAGGGUGAAGAAGAAGAAGGUGAGGAUGAUGAGGAGUACGGCACCAAGCAUUAGACUUAGAACCCUAAUUCUGGUGGCUAUGGCUUGCCUUAUUAUGUUUCCGGCAUCGGUCGACUGCUUGGUUCGACACUACAAGUUCAAUGUGGUGAUGAAGAAGGCCACUAGAUUGUGUUCGUCUAAGCCAAUUGUCACGGUGAAUGGCAAGUUCCCUGGUCCCACCAUAGUCGCAAGAGAAGAUGACACUGUGCUUGUCAAGGUGGUCAACCAUGUCAAGUACAAUGUUAGCAUCCAUUGGCAUGGAAUUAGACAAUUGAGGACUGGUUGGGCAGAUGGCCCAGCAUACAUAACCCAAUGCCCUAUCCAGCCAGGGCAAAAUUAUUUGUACAAUUUCACCGUGACUGGCCAGAGAGGUACUCUUUUGUGGCAUGCUCAUAUCCUCUGGCUGAGGGCCACCGUUCACGGUGCUAUUGUUAUAUUGCCCAAGCGUGGUGUUCCUUAUCCAUUCCCUACACCCCAUAAAGAAGAGGUCAUUGUACUAGGUGAAUGGUGGAAAUCAGAUGUUGAAGCUGUGGUCAAUGAAGCUAUGAAAUCUGGAGGAGCACCAAAUGUUUCAGAUGCUCACACCAUCAAUGGCCAUCCAGGACCUGUCCCUGCUUGCCCUUCACAAGGAGGUUUCAACCUACCAGUAGAAUCAGGAAAAACCUACAUGCUUCGAAUCAUCAACGCCGCACUUAAUGAAGAGCUUUUUUUCAAGAUCGCCUGCCAUAAACUCACAGUAGUAGAAGUUGAUGCCACUUAUGUUAAACCCUUCAAAACAGACACAAUAGUAAUAGCCCCAGGCCAAACCACUAACGUUCUUUUAACCGCAGACCGUACUUCAGGCAAAUACCUAGUCGCAGCCUCCCCUUUCAUGGACGCCCCAAUCGCAGUAGACAACGUAACUGCCAGCGCCACCUUACACUACUCCGGCGCUCUUUCUUCUGCCGCCACAAUCCUCACCGUUCCGCCACCGCAAAAUGCCACUCCUAUAGCAGCAACUUUUGCUAAUUCUUUACGUAGCCUAAACUCUAAAAAAUACCCAGCUAAUGUCCCAUUAAAAAUCGAUCAUUUCCUUUUCUUCACCAUUGGGCUCGGUGUUAACCCGUGUGCAACUUGCGCUACUGGUAAUAGAGUUGUGGCGGAUAUUAACAAUGUAACUUUUGUUAUGCCAACGAUUUCUCUUCUUCAAGCCCAUUUUUUUAACAUCAGUGGAGUUUUUACCGAUGAUUUUCCCGGCAACCCGCCGGUGCAGUUUAACUAUACGGGGACACAACCGAGUAAUGUUCAGACGAAUAAUGGGACAAGACUUUAUAGACUUGCUUAUAAUUCUACUGUGCAGAUUGUUUUACAAGAUACUGGAAUGAUUGCUCCUGAGAAUCACCCGAUUCAUUUGCAUGGAUUUAAUUUCUUUGAAGUUGGAAGAGGAGUUGGUAACUUUAAUCCCAAGAAAGAUCCAAAGAAGUUCAAUCUUGUUGAUCCUGUUGAAAGGAAUACAGUUGGAGUUCCUUCUGGAGGAUGGACUGCUAUAAGAUUCAGAGCUGAUAAUCCAGGUGUGUGGUUCAUGCAUUGUCAUUUAGAAGUUCACACAACAUGGGGACUUAAGAUGGCAUUCGUCGUAGACAAUGGAAAAGGCCCUAAUGAAUGUCUUCUACCUCCUCCUCCUGAUCUACCCAAGUGUUAAGAGAAUUUCAAGAGGUGGAUAUACAGAUUUUUCUUUCCACAGAAGAGAGCAAAGACUGUUAAAGGUUAAUCUUCCAUUAUAAUAAUAAGAAGAAGAAGAGUUCUUUUGAGCAAAGCUGAAAUUGAAGUCGCCAAGAGUAGAAAUAAAACAAACCUGGAUAUGUUUUUCUUUUUUCUUUUUUCUUUUUUCUUUUUCACUAUUCAUUAUUGUUUGCUGCAUUAAUUAAUUUUCAAAGUCUAGUAUAUUUCAGGGAUGACUGUAAUUAUUAUACAUGUAAAGCAUAAACUGAUAA